This is a messenger RNA of Pleuronectes platessa (European plaice), 1816 nucleotides long. It is a transcript of the gene plrg1, whose product is annotated as pleiotropic regulator 1. The coding region runs from base 139 to 1671 and encodes 510 amino acids. The record is from RefSeq and is a predicted model, not a curated record. Gene Ontology annotation, biological process: mRNA splicing, via spliceosome. Gene Ontology annotation, molecular function: protein binding. The transcript has 15 exons. Lineage: Eukaryota; Metazoa; Chordata; Actinopteri; Pleuronectiformes; Pleuronectidae. Gene Ontology annotation, cellular component: precatalytic spliceosome; catalytic step 2 spliceosome; Prp19 complex.
UUACUUCCGGUGCAGCGGGUCACCGUGUGGUCUUUAUGUGGUGAUUUCCGUGUUUUCAGACCCGCGGAGCGACACCAACAGAGAUUAUUCACAUUGUUUUUUUAACUCGAUCGCCACAUCAGUUUAUUCACCAGCACAAUGUCGGAGGACGUCCAGAAACACUCGGUCCACACGCUGGUGUUCAGGUCCCUCAAGCGGACCCAUGACAUGUUUGUGUCCGACCACGCGAAGUCCAUCGCACAAGACGAAGAGAGCCAGAAGAUGAAGCUGGGUGUGAAACUCAAAGCGGACUACGCGGCAGUUCUACACAUGCCCAUCCUGAAGGAAGGAAAAGACAGAGUACCACAUCUGCCAGGCAGCAUGUCAGGUCACCAGAGCUACGCACCGGAUGACCCAGAAUACCUGAUCACCGGGACACAUGCGUACCCAUCUGGACCCGGAGUUGCUUUGACCGCUGACACAAAGAUGCACAGGAAUCCCAGUGAGGGAGGAGUCCUUUCCAUGGCAUUGGCUUUGCCGCCCUCACAAGCCAGGCAGGACCUGAGCCGCACUGCAGCCAGUGUUGGUGACAUCCAUCGACACGCAGGGGCAGAGAGAUCUCUACCUCACUCGACUGCUCUGUCGUUCUUGGAAGGAGGUGGCACCAGAACUUCUGCGCUCAUGAGAAAAGGACCAACCAUGCCCAAGCCCCAGUGGCAUCCCCCGUGGAAACUGUUUCGGGUCAUCAGUGGUCACCUUGGCUGGGUGAGGUCCAUCGCUGUGGAACCUGGGAAUCAGUGGUUUGUCACUGGGUCUGCUGAUAGAACCAUCAAGAUCUGGGACCUGGCCAGUGGGAAACUGAAACUCUCUCUGACCGGACACAUCAGCACCGUGCGCGGUGUGGCCGUGAGCACCCGCAGCCCCUACCUGUUCUCCUGCGGUGAAGACAAGCAAGUCAAAUGUUGGGAUCUGGAGUACAACAAGGUCAUCAGACACUACCACGGACACUUGAGUGCUGUGUAUGGCAUCGAUCUGCAUCCGACCAUUGACGUGCUGGUGACGUGCAGCAGAGACGCCACCGCCAGGGUGUGGGACAUCAGGACGAAGGCUAACGUGCACACGCUGAGCGGCCACACCAACACCGUGGCCACAGUGAAAUGUCAAGCUGCGGAGCCACAAAUCAUCACUGGCAGCCACGAUUCAACCAUCAGGCUGUGGGAUUUGAUCGCUGGAAAAACCAGAGCCACGCUGACCAACCACAAGAAGUCCGUCCGAAAUCUGGUGAUGCACCCCAGACAAUACACGUUUGCUUCUGGUUCUGCCGACAACAUCAAGCAGUGGAUGUUCCCAGAUGGCAACUUCAUCCAGAACCUGUCGGGUCACAACGCCAUCAUCAACACCCUGGCUGUGAACUCAGAUGGCGUCUUGGUGUCUGGAGCCGACAAUGGAACCAUCCACAUGUGGGAUUGGAGGACAGGCUAUAACUUCCAGAGGAUCCACGCGGCUGUGCAGCCGGGAUCCCUGGACAGCGAGUCGGGCAUCUUCGCCUGCAUGUUCGACAACUCGGAAAGCCGACUGAUCACCGCCGAGGCCGACAAGACCAUCAAAGUGUACAGAGAGGACGACACGGCUACAGAAGAAAGCCACCCGGUCAACUGGAAACCAGAGAUCCUCAAGAGAAAGAGAUUCUAAUUAUUUGUCAUGUUUUCUUCUCGCGGUAACAAUAAAAUGUAUUUCUACCAAAACCUCCUGUUGUAGAUACACCAAUCCAGUUUUGUUAGUUAGUUACUUUAUGAUCAGGCUGAUUUCUUUAUCACAACGGACCCCCCCCCCCCCC